AUGAGCAACUUCGGUCUCAAUGCCUCUGAGCAGCGCGUGCUCGAGGAGCGUCUCGCCAAGCGCCAGAUGCAGGACUUCAUGGGCAUGUUCCACAACAUGUUCGAGGGCUGCUUCAACUCGUGCGUCGAUGAAUUCACCUCCAAGGCCCUCUCCUCUCGCGAGAACGGCUGCAUCUCCCGCUGCGUCCAAAGACCCUCGCCAUGCAGCAACGCCUAG
This is a messenger RNA of Parascedosporium putredinis, 216 nucleotides long. NCBI's taxonomy places the organism in Eukaryota, Fungi, Ascomycota, Sordariomycetes, Microascales, Microascaceae. The record is from the annotation of a GenBank genome assembly.